AUGAAUAAUUGGCAGCAUUUCUUCAACAAUCCUGUUGAUCUUUCGGAACACUUGAAGAAACCAUACUUUCGCUUCGAUAAUAGGGAUAAGGAAGUUACAGCGAUUAGCUUCGAUGAGAAGGCAAAUUUAAUUUGGAGUGGAGACAGCUAUGGUUGCAUUUCCUCAUAUGAUCCAACAUUCCAACUUUAUACAAGAUAUAGGGGUCACAUAGGUGGAAAUUCUGUGAAGGAUAUCCUUAGUCAUCGGGAUGGUAUCCUAUCUAUUAGUGAAGAUUCAUUACACUUUGCUAAUAGAAGAGGUGUUACUAAACUGAAUCUGACUAGUAUCGAUAUUGCUGCAUUUAGCGAAUUGAACACCAUGUGCUAUUCUCCUCAUUCACUGAAAAACAAUAUUUACUGUGGGGGUGAUAACACAAAUUGGGGGAUUGCGUCCAUUGACUUGAACAAGGGUUGUUUGGAUUCACUUUUGAAUUAUUCAUCUAAAGUGAAGUUACUGUGCUCUAAUAAUAAAGUAUUGUCUAUCGGAAGACAAACAGGGACUGUAGAUUUGCUAGACCCAACAUCCAAUCGUACAAUUAAAUCAUUUAAUGCACACUCUGCAUCCAUAUCCGCUAUGGAUUUACGUGAUAAUACCUUAGUCACGGUAGGGAAGUCCAAGAGAUUUUAUAAUUUAUACGCGGACCCGUUUGUGAAUGUUUACGACCUAAGAACAAUGCGCCAACUCCCUCCUGUUUCGUUUUCUAAAGGAACAACUAUGGGUUCUGGAGGUGCGGACUUUGUUCAAUUACAUCCAUUACUUCCUACUGUUAUGAUCGUCGCCUCCAGUUCUGGCUCUUUUGAUUUUAUCGAUCUUUCGAAUCCCACUUUAAGGACACAAUAUGUUCAUCCUUGCCAAUCAAUUAAAAAGUUAUCUUUAUCCCCCAAUGGUGAUGUAUUGGGCAUACUAGAGGCCGAUAACCACCUAGACACAUGGAGGAGAUCGUCAAACAAUAUGGGAAUGUUUACCAAUACCCCCGAAAUGCUGGCAUAUCCUGAUUAUUUUAACGACAUUACCUCUGACGCCCCUAUAUCUGUCGACGAUGAAACUUAUCCAUUGAGUUCUGUAGGCAUGCCUUAUUAUCUUGAUAAGCUUUUAUCUGCGUGGCCUCAUGUGGUAUUUAAAAGUGAAGGCACCAUACCACAGUUAACAGGUAAGGCGCCCUUACCAUCGAGCGGCAAACUAAAAAGUAACACUGCUGUGAUCUCAAGUCAAAACGAGAAGUUGAGCACACAAGAAUUCCCCCUGCUAAGAUAUGAUCGCACCAAAUAUGGCAUGAGAAACGCUGUACCAGAUUACGUUUGCCUAACAGAUUUAAGGAAACAGAUAACAACCGGUUUAGAAACCAGUGAUAUACAGACGUAUACUGCAAUCAAUAAGUACGAAGUACCUCCCGCGUACAGUAGACUUCCACUGACAUCAGGUAGAUUUGGUACGGAUAAUUUUGAUUUCAAGCCCUUUAAUAACACUGAAUAUUCUGGAUUGGAUCCAGAUGUUGAUAAUCACUAUACAAAUGCUAUCAUACAAUUGUAUCGCUUUAUUCCGGAAAUGUUUAACUUCGUUGUCGGGUGUUUGAAAGAUGAAAAUUUCGAAACAACCUUAUUAACCGAUCUCGGCUACCUCUUCGAUAUGAUGGAAAGAUCACAUGGAAAGAUAUGUAGCUCUUCUAACUUCCAAGCAUCAUUGAAAUCCUUGACUGAUCAAAGACAGUUACAUAACGAUGCACCACAAGAGCACUUAGAAGAGUAUUUAGAAUCUCUGUGCAUAGGGGAAAGCAUUGAAGAUUUUAAUUCCUCUGAAAGUAUUAAACGCAAUAUGCCUCAAAAGUUCAACAGAUUCCUGCUGUCACAACUAAUCAAGGAGGAAGCGCAAACUGUUAACCAUAAUAUCACCCUAAAUCAAUGCUUUGGUUUGGAAACAGAAAUAAGAACAGAGUGCAGCUGUGAUCACUACGACACUACCGUCAAACUUCUACCCUCCUUAUCAAUAUCAGGAAUCAAUAAAACGGUGAUCAAACAAUUGAACAAGAAGAGUAAUGGACAAAACAUUUUGCCAUACAUUGAGUACGCUAUGAAAAGCGUAACUCAAAGGAACAGUAUUUGCCCCACCUGUGGCAAAACCGAGAUUAUCACCCAGGAGUGCACUGUCAAGAAUUUGCCUUCAGUACUAUCAUUGGAGUUAUCGCUAUUAGAUGCCGAAUUGUCUAACAUAAGAUCAUCGAAGAACUGGUUGACCAGUGAAUUUUAUGGAAGCAUCAUAAAAAACAAGGCAGUUCUACGAUCAACGGCGUCCGAGUUGAAAGGCACAAGCCACAUAUUUAAAUACGAAUUGAAUGGUUACGUAGCUAAAAUCACUGAUAACAAUAACGAGACACGUUUAGUAACAUACAUCAGAAAAUAUAAUCCAAAGGAGAAUGGCUUCAAGUGGCUCAUGUUUAAUGAUUAUUUGGUUGUUGAGAUUUCAGAAGAAGAGGCGCUUAAGAUGUCGUACCCUUGGAAGACACCAGAAAUUAUCAUAUAUUGUGACGCGGAGGAACUACGGAAACCUUUCUUUUCUGUUGAUACGUACUCCAUCAACUAUGAUAUACUGUUUCGUGAUUAUUUCGCAAACGGAAUAAGAAAUACUGCAAGACGUGAAUAUAAGUUAUUAACGCAUGAUGAAGCACCAAAAUCUGGAACCUUGGUCGCCAUCGAUGCCGAAUUUGUCUCAUUACAAAGCGAACUGUGUGAAAUUGAUCACCAAGGAAUCAGAAGUAUUAUCAGACCUAAAAGAACUGCUUUAGCCAGAAUAUCCAUCAUUAGAGGCGAAGAAGGGGAACUAUAUGGGGUACCCUUCGUCGACGAUUACGUGGUAAACACGAACCACAUAGAAGACUAUUUAACAAGAUACAGUGGAAUACUUCCCGGUGACUUGGACCCUGAAAAGAGUACUAAAAGGCUUGUGAAAAGAAACGUCGUAUAUCGGAAAGUCUGGCUGCUAAUGCAGCUUGGGUGUGUAUUUGUUGGUCAUGGUUUGAAUAACGACUUUAAGCACAUCAAUAUUAAUGUCCCGAGAAACCAAAUUCGCGACACUGCCAUAUACUUCCUACAAGGAAAGAGAUAUCUUUCAUUGCGUUAUUUGGCAUAUGUGUUGUUAGGAAUGAAUAUCCAAGAGGGAAAUCACGAUUCGAUUGAGGAUGCCCAUACCGCCUUAAUUCUUUACAGAAAAUAUCUCGACUUGAAACAGAAAACUAUUUUUGACAAGGUCCUGAACAGUGUAUAUGAAGAAGGCAGAGCCCACAAUUUCAAAGUCCCAGAAACUGUAAAGGGAUAA
This is a messenger RNA of Saccharomyces paradoxus, 3348 nucleotides long. It is a transcript of the gene PAN2, whose product is annotated as poly(A)-specific ribonuclease. The transcript has a single exon. The record is from RefSeq and is a predicted model, not a curated record. Gene Ontology annotation, molecular function: nucleic acid binding; protein binding. NCBI's taxonomy places the organism in Eukaryota, Fungi, Ascomycota, Saccharomycetes, Saccharomycetales, Saccharomycetaceae. Gene Ontology annotation, cellular component: P-body; PAN complex. Bases 1 to 3348 code for a protein of 1115 amino acids. Gene Ontology annotation, biological process: nuclear-transcribed mRNA poly(A) tail shortening.